Penicilliopsis zonata CBS 506.65 is the source of this 2859-nucleotide messenger RNA. RefSeq lists its product as hypothetical. Gene Ontology annotation, molecular function: DNA-binding transcription factor activity, RNA polymerase II-specific; DNA binding; zinc ion binding. Bases 1 to 2859 code for a protein of 952 amino acids. Lineage: Eukaryota; Fungi; Ascomycota; Eurotiomycetes; Eurotiales; Aspergillaceae. The transcript is spliced from 4 exons. Gene Ontology annotation, biological process: regulation of DNA-templated transcription; DNA-templated transcription. The record is from RefSeq and is a predicted model, not a curated record.
AUGUCGACCUCGCUGCAGCGCUUCGCCGGCUCCUACUCGGCCACGGCCUUUUCCCAGACUCCCUCGCAGACUCCCGGCCUCGAUACCCUCGCCGAGGGCUCCCAGUACGCCCUCGAGCAGCUGCAGUUGUCGCGCGAGGCCGCAGCAGACCCCAAGCGGCGGCGGCCGCCGCCGCAGCAGAAACAGCUCGACCCGUUAGACCUUGACAGCCAGUCGGACGAGAACCGGUUGGCCUUCAAGCCGGCAGCCUCCUCGCAGCGGGAUCUGCUUGUCGACUCGCGCUCUGGGAUCCGCAAGAACUCCACGUCCGUUCGUCGUCGGAUCAGUCGCGCCUGUGAUCAGUGUAACCAGCUGAGAACCAAGUGCGAUGGCCAGAACCCGUGUGCACAUUGUAUCGAAUUCGGUCUCGCCUGCGAGUAUGCCCGUGAACGAAAGAAACGAGGGAAAGCGUCGAAGAAAGAUCUCGCUGCUGCUGCUGCUGCCGCCGCUGCGUCUUCCACGCUGGAACACUCCUUAAGACAAGACGCUGUCUCCUCCCCGCCGCUGCCGUCAGCACAGUCGCCCGACCGAACGGUACCACACGAGUUGAACGGUCGCUACGAUCCAACGCCUUUUGACUCAUCGCAUCUCCGGUCCUUGCAGAUUCUACACUCAUCAACUGCCAAUCCACGAUCGCCGCCGUCGUUACUCCCUACCCAUGGGUUUGGGUCGGGCUAUCACGAUGCCUCCUAUCCGCUGAUGACCCCCCACGACACGCAUCCAGCCUCAAUCGGUCAGUUCCGUAUCAUCGGCUCGUCGACGGAGCAGCACUCGUCGUCUGCUCCCUUCCUGGGCCUCUCGCCGCCGCCUCCUCCUCAUCCUCCUCCAGCAGCUGCGAGUGCUGUUGGGCCGCCGCAGUCCCCGGCCUGGCUGCCUCUCCCUUCUCCGUCCCCGGCCAAUUUUCCCGCCUCGUUUAGCAUGCCGUCGUUUCCUUCUGCUUCCUUGUCGUUACGAUACCCCGUGCUGCAGCCGGUGUUGCCGCAUAUUGUCUCCAUUCUCCCUCAGUCCCUGGCGUGUGAUCUGCUGGACGGGUACUUUACCAGCUCUUCCUCCUCGCAUCUCUCCCCGUUGUCCCCCUACGUCGUCGGGUACGUCUUCCGCAAACAAUCCUUCCUCCACCCGACAAAACCGCGGGUCUGCAGCCCGGCGCUGCUGGCCAGCAUGCUCUGGGUCGCUGCGCAGACCAGCGAUGCUGCCUUUCUGACCUCUCCGCCCUCGGCGCGGGGUCGCGUGUGCCAGAAGCUUCUCGAGGUCACUGUCAGCCUGCUACGGCCGCUGAUUCACGGUCCGGCCCCCGGUGAGACCUCGCCCAACUACGCUGCCAACAUGGUCAUCAACGGUGUCGCCCUCGGUGGGUUUGGUGUCUCCAUGGACCAGCUGGGUGCCCAGAGCAGUGCCGCCGCCGCCGUCGACGACAUCUCCACCUACGUCCACCUGGCCACCGUCGUCUCCGCCAGCGAGUACAAGGCCGCCAGUCUGCGCUGGUGGGCUGCAGCCUGGUCUCUUGCCCGCGAGCUCAAGCUCGGCCGCGAACUGCCUCCGAAUCGACCGCAGCUCUCUCGGGCGGAUACCGACCGCGAUCUCGUCGGUGACCCGGAGGGAGAACCUUCCCAGCGUCAUCAUCAUCAAAACUACCAUCACCAACACCACCACCACCCUAGUCAUCAUGGUGGUGGUUCUAGUGGCGUCCAUUUCACCGAGGAGGAACGCGAGGAACGACGGCGGAUCUGGUGGUUGUUGUAUACCAUGGACCGGCACCUGGCGCUGUGCUACAACCGGCCUCUGACUCUGUUGGAUCAGGAGUGUGAGGGUCUACUACAGCCACUCAACGACGAUCUAUGGCAGGCGGGCGACUUCCCUUCCUCCUCUGCAUCGUCUUCAUCGUCGCCGUCCUCCAUCGCGGCGGCAGCGGCGGCAGCAGUCCACAACGGCUACCGCCGCACCGGGCCCACCUACGAAUGCACCGGCCACAGCGUGUUCGGCUAUUUCUUACCCCUGAUGACGAUCCUGGGCGGGAUCGUCGAUCUGCAGCAUGCGCGCAACCACCCGCGCUUCGGGGCGUCGUUCAUCCACAACCGCGGCGAAUGGAACAGCCAUGCCGUAGAGAUCACCCGCCAGCUGGACGUAUACGCGCAGAGCCUGAAGGACUUCGAAUCACGGUACACAGCCGCAGCCGCAGCUGCAGCCGUAGCAGCCGCAGCAUCAUCCGAUUCCGACGUGGCCAUGGACAACACCACCAUCGACCACGUCAGCCCGCCCUCCGGCAGGUCAACCAGCACGACGGGGUCCCGCGUGAGCGAGGCAAUCGUGCAUACGCGCAUGGUAGUCGCGUACGGCACCCACAUCAUGCACGUCCUCCACAUCCUCCUCGCAGGCAAAUGGGACCCGAUCAGUCUACUAGACGAUACUGAUUUGUGGAUCUCCUCCGACUCCUUCAUCACGGCAAUGGGCCACGCCGUCAGCGCCGCCGAGGCCGCCGCCGAUAUCCUCGAAUACGACCCGGACCUAAGCUUCAUGCCCUUCUUCUUCGGCAUCUACUUGCUCCAGGGCAGUUUCCUUUUACUCCUCACGGCUGAUAAGCUGCAGGGCGACGCUAGCCCGAGCGUCGUGCGAGCCUGUGAGACUGUUGUCCGCGCUCAUGAAGCGUGCGUCGUCACCCUCAACACCGAAUAUCAGAGAAACUUCCGCAAGGUGAUGCGGUCAGCCCUUGCUCAAGUCCGUGGUCGUAUCCCCGAGGACUUUGGCGAACAGCAGCAGCGGCGUCGUGAGGUGCUGGCGCUGUAUCGUUGGACAGGAGAUGGCAGUGGGCUUGCUUUAUGA